Messenger RNA from Nomascus leucogenys (northern white-cheeked gibbon), 3310 nucleotides. It is a transcript of the gene ZNF625, whose product is annotated as zinc finger protein 625. The record is from RefSeq and is a predicted model, not a curated record. Gene Ontology annotation, biological process: negative regulation of transcription by RNA polymerase II; regulation of cytokine production; regulation of immune system process. The transcript has 8 exons. NCBI's taxonomy places the organism in Eukaryota, Metazoa, Chordata, Mammalia, Primates, Hylobatidae. Bases 183 to 2834 code for a protein of 883 amino acids.
GGGGAGGCCGCAUUCCCGCUUUCCAGGCGUCUUGCACCAAAGGGAGGUUGGGAUCUCGGUUUUCCGGCCCCCAGAGGGACCAGGUGCAUCCGCCAUAGCUUCUGUCGCUCCAUCGCCCUCACUGUGACUGGACUGUUAGAGGGAUCCGUGGAGAGGAGGCCAGGACACCUGGAAGCCGGGAAAUGGAUUCAGUGGCCUUUGAGGAUGUAGAUGUGAACUUCACCCAGGAUGAGUGGGCUUUGCUGGAUCCUUCCCAGAAAAAUCUCUACAGAGAUGUGAUGCAGGAAACCUUCAGGAACCUGGCUUCUGUAGGAAAAAAAUGGAAAGAUCAGAAAAUUGAAGAUGAGUACAAAAAUCCCAGGAGAAACCUAAGAGGUCUUAUGGGAGAGAGACUCUUAGAAGGUAAAAAAGAUCACCAGCAUGGAGAAAUUUUGGCCCAGGUCCCAGAUGACAUACUGAAGAAGAAAACUCCUCGAGUAAAAUCACGUGGAGAAGUCAGCGUGGGUCAUGCAUCCCUUAAUAGGCACCACAGAGCUGACACUGGACACAAGCCAUAUGAGUAUCAGGAAUAUGGACAGAAGCCAUAUAAAUGUACAUACUGUAAGAAAGCCUUCAGUGAUCUCCCCUACUUUCGAACACAUGAAUGGGCUCACACUGGAGGGAAACCUUAUGAUUGUGAGGAAUGUGGAAAAAGCUUUAUUUCCCGCUCAAGCAUUCGAAGACACAGGAUAAUGCACAGUGGAGAUGGACCCUAUAAAUGUAACUUUUGUGGGAAAGCCUUGAUGUGUCUCAGUUUGUAUCUUAUUCACAAACGAACUCACACAGGAGAGAAACCAUAUGAAUGUAAACAGUGUGGUAAAGCCUUUAGUCAUUCUGGUAGCCUUCGAAUACAUGAAAGAACUCACACUGGGGAGAAGCCUUAUGAAUGCAGUGAAUGUGGGAAAGCAUUCCAUAGUUCCACAUGUCUCCAUGCACAUAAAAUAACUCACACUGGGGAGAAGCCGUAUGAAUGUAAACAGUGUGGGAAAGCCUUUGUUUCUUUCAAUUCUGUUCGAUAUCAUGAAAGGACUCACACUGGAGAGAAGCCCUAUGAAUGUUGUUGUCGGGGUGCCAGAUUUCCUACUCCGAGAGGCCCCGGGUCCCUCUGCCACAACUUCUGUCGCUCUGCCGCCUGCACCGUGACUCGCACUAUUCACGAGAGCCCUAGAGAGGACACCGGGACACCCCGAAGCCGGGAAAUGAUGUUUCAGGAUUCCGUGGCCUUUGAGGAUGUGGCUGUGAGCUUCACCCAGGAGGAGUGGGCUUUGCUAGAUCCUUCCCAGAAGAAUCUCUACAGGGAUGUGAUGCAGGAAACCUUCAAGAACCUGACCUCUGUAGGAAAAACAUGGAAAGUUCAGAGCAUUGAAGAGUACAAAAAUCCCAGGAGAAAUCUAAGUCUUAUGAGAGAGAAACUCUGUGAAAGUAAAGAAAGUCAUCACUGUGGAGAAAGCUUCAACCAGAUUGCAGAUGACAUGCUGAACAAGAAAACUCUUCCUGGAGUAACACCAUGUGAAAGCAGUGUGUGUGGAGAAGUUGGCAUGGGUCAUUCAUCUCUUAAUAGGCAUAUCAGAGCUGACACUGGACACAAGUCAUCUGAGUAUCAGGAAUAUGGAGAGAAUCCAUAUAGAAAUAAGGAAUGUAAGAAAGCCUUCAGUUACCUUGACUCCUUUCAAUCACAUGAUAAAGCUUGCAGUAAAGAGAAACCCUAUGAUGGUAAAGAAUGUGCAGAAACCUUCAUUUCCCAUUCAUGCAUUCAAAGACAGAGGGUAAUGCACAGUGGAGAUGGACCUUAUAAAUGUAAGUUUUGUGGGAAAGCCUUCUAUUUUCUCAAUUUAUGUCUUAUCCAUGAACGAAUUCACACUGGUGUGAAACCAUAUGAGUGUAAACAAUGUGGUAAGGCCUUUACUCGUUCCACUACCCUUCCAGUACAUGAAAGAACUCACACAGGAGUGAAAGCCAAUGAAUGUAAGGAAUGUGGGAAUGCAUUCAGUUUUCCUAGUGAAAUUCGUAGAUAUAAAAGGUCUCACACUGGAGAAAAACCCUAUGAGUGUAAGCAAUGUGGGAAAGUCUUCAUUUCUUUCAGUUCCAUUCAGUAUCAUAAGAUGACUCACACUGGAGAGAAACCCUAUGAAUGUAAGCAGUGUGGGAAAGCCUUUAGAUGUGGCUCACACCUUCAAAAGCAUGGAAGGACUCACACUGGAGAGAAACCCUAUGAAUGUAGGCAAUGUGGUAAAGCCUUCAGAUGUACCUCAGACCUUCAAAGGCAUGAAAAGACACACACUGGCGAUAAACCCUAUGGAUGUAAGCAGUGUGGUAAAGGCUUUAGAUGUGCUUCACAACUUCAAAUUCAUGAAAGGACGCACAGUGGAGAGAAACCCCAUGAAUGUAAGGAAUGUGGAAAAGUAUUCAAGUAUUUUUCUUCCUUGCGUAUACAUGAAAGGACGCACACUGGAGAGAAGCCCCAUGAAUGUAGGCAAUGCGGAAAAGCAUUCAGGUAUUUCUCUUCCUUGCAUAUACAUGAAAGGACACACACUGGAGAUAAGCCAUAUGAGUGUAAGGUAUGUGGCAAAGCCUUCACUUGUUCCAGUUCCAUUCGAUACCAUGAAAGGACUCACACUGGAGAGAAACCCUAUGAAUGUAAGCACUGUGGUAAGGCAUUUAUUUCCAAUUACAUUCGAUAUCAUGAAAGGACUCACACUGGAGAGAAACCCUAUCAAUGCAAGCAAUGUGGCAAAGCCUUUAUUCGUGCCAGUUCAUGUCGAGAACAUGAAAGAACUCAUACCAUUAAUAUAUGAGAAAUCCUAUUAGUGGAAGAAAUGGGAGAAGCUUUCUGUUGUCCCACUUCCUUUGACACACGAGAAAAGAGAGUGGUGAAAGAACCUCUGGAUAACUGCCUUUUGAAUUGAGAAGAGAGACCUGUGAUAGGACAAUAAAAUCUAGAAGGACUUGGAUGGUUCUGUAAUACAAUUCACCUAUAGCCAAUCUUGCAUAAGAUUUCAAAGGCACAGAAAAGGAAGACAUCAGUCACAUAUUAGAGGCAACACACAGGGAGAGAGGUGUGUGGCUACCCGCUUCCAGCCCAUUUUCCUGAUUCUUUGGCUUGUUAAUCGAGAGUAUCCCCCAAAUCACUUGUCUCUGUUCCUCAGAGUUGUAGGUCUCCAGAGAUGUCCCCAGGUGCUCCACAUUAAAGAUACAUGCCCACUUUGCUAUUUCUUCAGAAAUGUUAAAAUGUUUACCAAAGAACUAAUAAAUGUUGUUAUGGCUGGAAAUA